This is a messenger RNA of Alligator sinensis (Chinese alligator), 3238 nucleotides long. RefSeq names its product ribonuclease P/MRP subunit p21 (gene RPP21). The record is from RefSeq and is a predicted model, not a curated record. Lineage: Eukaryota; Metazoa; Chordata; Crocodylia; Alligatoridae. Gene Ontology annotation, cellular component: nucleolar ribonuclease P complex. The transcript has 5 exons. Gene Ontology annotation, biological process: tRNA processing. The coding region runs from base 43 to 681 and encodes 212 amino acids.
AGCGGCUGCGGGCUCCCCACGUGCGCGGCGGCGGCGGCUGGGAUGGCGGCGCAGGUGAAGGACAAGGAGGCGCUGCAGCGGCUCAGCUUCCUCUACCAGGCGGCGCACUGCGUCCUGGCCCGCAGCCCCGACGGGCAGGAGCUGGCGCGCUUCUACUGCCACACGCAGCGCAGCGUCAGCCGCCGCCUCGUCCUCCGGCAGGACCCAUCGGUGAAGAGAACCAUGUGCAAAGCCUGCUCCUCCCUCCUUGUCCCAGGUGUCAGCGCCACCGUGCGCCAGAGAAGAUGCCGCCGCCAACGCUGGACGAUUGUGCGAUGCCUCACCUGUGGCCUGACCAAGCGCUUCCUGAACAACCCAGAGUAUAAGCUGUGGGCAGAGCAGCCUGAAGCCCUGCUGGAGAACCAGCCUCAGUGUGAAGUCCACAGGCCUCCACCAGCCAUCCAAGGAGCCUCCAGCACAGAAGGGCAAAGCUUUGAGCGGGACUUUGGGCUUCCAGAGCCAGAACACCUCGGAGGGAACCACAGAGGCCACAAGGCAGAAGGGGAAAGGAGAUGCAGGUGGAAGAUGAUGCCCGCACCCUUGAAGCAGCCAUCUGCAGAGGGCACUGACUUUUCUGUGUGGUCCCAGUCAGCAAGGACCAUGCUGGGAAGAAGAAAACUCCAGGAGACUCAUUAUGAAUGAGGGUCAGAGACUGAUUUGGAGAAGGAGUGAAAGAGACUUUUUUCUUUAGAGACUGGCUGGCAAAGGGGAGGCAGGACACACGGUGUAGGGUCUCUUCCCUCUAAAGGAUGCCAGCUGCAGUCCAGCCCCAGGGCCAGUGGAAAGAGUCUGAUCUUGCGAUGGGGGAGGUUUUGCACCAUGAAAUAAAAUUAUCUAGUCACAUGCAGCAUUUCCCAGCCCUUCUUGUCUGGAUUUAAAUUAGGACAAAAGUGAAGAAAAGGACAAUGGGGGAGAGGGAGCCCUCUGUCCCAGGCUAAGAUCUGUGACACAGAAUCAAGGGAAGACGGGAGCUUCUGUCUGUGCCCAUCACACGGUAACUUGAACACUGCAUCUGCUCAGCAGCAGGAUUUCAAGGAAUGUUGGAGGCAUCCAAAGGCAGAAGCUUGUUGAUUCUGGGUUGAGGGAUUCAAAAAACAAGGUGAGGGAAAUGGAAGAUAUGGAGAGCCAGCCCCUGCUGUCCUGUUUUGUCAGAGCUCUAUGCAAGGACUGAGAAGCAUCAUCAGAGUCUUGCCAGAGAUAUGGCAGAGGUAGAGACAGGGCAGCACCUAAGUGGUCGGUAAGGUCCACCCAAGGAGACUUAGGAAAGAGAGAGAGGGAACAUGCCAGCAUAAGAAAAGAUUCCUCCCUGGAACAGGAAAACUAUCCAGGCUAGAAAGCAGCAAGAAACCCCUCUCCCCACAGCUUGCUUCCCACCUUGUUGUCCCUCCCCACAGCCAUGGGAUCCUGACAAAGGGGCUCAUUCCCUUGUACUUACUCACUGUGAUGACUAAUGAGCAGUGUGGAGAAUCCUUGCUCUCUGGGAACACACUGGCCAGCUGCAUCUGAGUAGGUGAAGGAGGAGAGGAAACUGGCAUGUGUAGAUGCCCAGUGUGCCCUCUGCCCUGCCUCUGCUUCCACAUCCAAUGGCAGCAGAAGGCCACAGCUGGGGCUCUGCCCAGCCCGACCAAUUCAGUCAACGCUGGGUAAAGAUAGAGCAUUGUCACUGUCACUCCAAUUGUAGCAUCAUAGAAAAGUAGGGUUGGAAGGGACCUCGGGAGGUCAUCCAGCUUAGCCAAGGGCGAUUUGGGUUGCGGGUAGUAGGGGUGCAACAGUGUGGUUACACCCCCAUUUUUCUGCUCAGCACCUAGUCAGUGCUGGCUCCUGCCAGAGCUCUGCGUGUGCAGGGAGCUCUGAACUCACCAACUGAUUGAUGCAGCUCCGGCAGGAACCAACCCUUUCACAUGACUCCAGAGCUCUGGAUGGACACAGCUACUAAUCGCCACCUCUGUCCACCACCCUCACCCCCAACCCACUGAAUUCAGCAGCAGGGGAAACAACAGGAUGAGCAGCAGCCUGAAAGCCUGUUCUCCAGGAUCCCACAUCUCCCCUGUGCUACCAAACAUGGUCAACAGUGUAAUUUGAACUCGGAGGAAAAAAACUAUAGUAAGGGACAGAAGUGACAGGGAAAGAACACAGUGUAUGGGAGAAUUCUUGUCAGUGGGGAUUUCUAGCACACUCAGGCCCUCUCUAUGCUUUACAUGUAUCAUGAAAUUACUGGGUUAAAUUUGAAAUUAAUUUAGACUGGCUACACAUGCAAAUGAAGUAUCGUGCCAUAAAAAGGUCCAACCAGCUAUAAAGUUAUUGCUGGAAACUGUGUAGUAACUAUAUAGGUGGUUGCUAUUGAGUUGGAAUGUACACAUGUAAGUUAGAAGCUCUGUCAGCUGACUGGACUCCCAGCUGCAGGGGUGCACCAUGCACAGCCAUGGUUGUGAGGACUGCAGCUGAAGGGACUCUCAGCCCAGCAGUGCCCUGCAGCUGCAGAUGCUGGGUACCUGGGCACUCAAGGCCCCCAGGGUAUGUGGUGUGUGCACUCUGGCUGGGAGAGGAAAACAACUGCCAGAGCUUGCUUCUUGCCAGUGCAGAGGGAGCCUGGGAUCAGGCCUCCCCAUCACCAGUAAUAAGGCACAAUGACAUCUAAUGCAUGAUUUUACAAUCAUACCUUGUGCCAUGCAUGUCUGACAUGGAAGGAGGUGCGAUUCCUUGGAUCACAUAUUAGAUCCCAUCACGCCUUUACCUGCAUGUGUAGUGGGAACCUCAAAGACAGACUGGCACAGUUCCCAGUCUUGCCAGCCCCAUGUUGUCUGCCCAUCCAAAUAAAGCCUGUGCCCUGGGCCAGCUAGGGUCUAGACACUGUAUUUCCUUGUAGACUUCUGAAUUAGUGUGGUAGAGCUGUCUAUUUCAACACAGCUUUGGACUUCAGGAAGAAGCAGUUGGUUCAAUGAUAGGCAAAGCCACAAACCAAGUCUAACCUGGCUCUGCCCCAGCUCUUAAAGGAUGUAGCUCCUGCCAGGUCUAUCCCUGAAGGCCAGACCAUUCCUGCCCAAAAGCCCCUGCAUGUGCAUCCAGGCAAAGUGUGCUGUUCAGCUCCAAACCCUGCUGGAUGAUUCUCUACUUUAGGUCUGACCCCUCCAGGCGUUGUUACCAGCUUACACCUCCACAGGGCUCCAAGCGGUCAGAAGCAGCCCUUCCCAUGGCUAGA